Penicillium soppii is the source of this 549-nucleotide messenger RNA. RefSeq lists its product as uncharacterized. The transcript has a single exon. The coding region runs from base 1 to 549 and encodes 182 amino acids. Lineage: Eukaryota; Fungi; Ascomycota; Eurotiomycetes; Eurotiales; Aspergillaceae. The record is from RefSeq and is a predicted model, not a curated record.
AUGGGUUGGUUCGAUGGCAAAUCAUCCGUGUCCGCCAAUGGCUACGUCCGGCGGCGGUCACCCACUCGCCGGUCGCCCACACACUCGAAGUCAGGAUACUCGACGCAGAGAUCGGGCUUCUCAACCCACCACUCGCGACACUCGGCGCCAUCCUUCUUCGGCGGGCUAGGCGGUGGCCUGGGCGGAAGUCGGACAGGCGGACGAUCCAGCCCAUCUGUUUUCUCGUCAUUCUCGUCCUCGUCGCGACGGGCUCGACCGCGCGAGGGCUUCGUGCAGCGAAUGAUCCGGGACAUCAAGCGGUUGUUCCGGGACAUUUAUAAGUACGCGCGCCGCAACCCGAUGAAGGUCUUCAUGAUGGUCAUCGUGCCUCUAUUGACGAGUGGCGUGUUGCCCAAGUUGCUGGGUAUGAUUGGGAUUCGCUUGCCGCAUGCUGUGAUGUCUGCUCUCGGUGGGAGUGUGCCGAAGCCUCAGGGUUAUGUUCCUGAGGGUGGUCGUGGGAUUGGAGAGAACAUUACCAGUCUCAUGAAUAUUGCCAAGAUGUUUGCAUAG